AUGGGUUCGUCACAAGUUUUCAACAACUUGGGGCAACUAGAUCCCUUCUCCAUCUCUAUUCGCCUUCUUCUUCCUCUUCUUCUUCUUCUACUUUUGCUUCUCCUCUUGUUUGGACGCAACAAAUUAUAUGGAAAAUUGAACUUACCUCCAUCACCCCCAAAGUUACCAAUAAUUGGAAAUCUUCACCAGCUUGGAAAUAACCCACAUAGGUCUCUAAGAUCACUGUCCAACAAGUAUGGCCCACUUAUGCAUCUAAACUUCGGCCAAAUUCCGACCCUGAUUGUUUCGUCUCCUGAUAUGGUAGAAGAAAUUGUUAAAGCCCACGAUGUCGUUUUUUCCAACCGGCCUAAAACGACAGCCACCGAUAUCUUGUUUUAUGGACAGAAAAACAUCCUAUUUUCCCCUUAUGGUGAAUAUUGGAGACAAGCUCGGAAAGCCUGUGUACUUGAACUUUUGAGCCUCAAAAGUGUGCAUUCUUUUCAGUUUGUGAGGGAAGAAGAGGUAGAAGUUUUGGUCAAUAAUAUAAGGAAACUUUGCCUUAGUGGGAAUUCAAUUAAUCUAAGCAAUGACAUCGAUCAAAUGAACUACUUAAAAUGUGUCGUUAAAGAAAAUUUUAGACUACAUCCACCGGCUCCUCUUUUAGCUCCGCGAGAAACAACCGCAAGUGUUAAGAUUGGAGGCUACGAAAUUCCUGCGAAGACAAGGGUCUUUGUCAACGCUUGGGCGAUUCAAAGGCACCCGAGCUCGUGGGAUGAACCGGAGGAGUUCGUCCCGGAGAGAUUCGAGAACAACCCGGUUGAUUUGAAUGGUCAAGACUUCCAAUUCAUUCCGUUUGGAUUUGGGAGAAGGAGAUGCCCAGGGUUGGCAUUAGGGCUUGUUACCAUUGAAUAUUUGAUUGCCAAUCUUUUGUAUUGGUUUGAUUGGAAGUUGCCAGAUGAUGGUGGAUUGCCAGAGGACUUGGACAUGACGGAAGUUUGCGGGUUAAGUGUUCAUAAGAAAUUUCCUCUUCAUGUUAUACCAAUAUUAUCUUGCUCGGUUGUUCCCCUUAAUCUGUAGGCUAAACCUACUUAUACGGAUUUAUGGCUCGUUCUACUUUAUAUAUGCAACACUUUC
This is a messenger RNA of Morus notabilis, 1113 nucleotides long. RefSeq names its product cytochrome P450 71A1. The record is from RefSeq and is a predicted model, not a curated record. NCBI's taxonomy places the organism in Eukaryota, Viridiplantae, Streptophyta, Magnoliopsida, Rosales, Moraceae. The transcript has 2 exons. Gene Ontology annotation, molecular function: monooxygenase activity; oxidoreductase activity, acting on paired donors, with incorporation or reduction of molecular oxygen; iron ion binding. Bases 1 to 1056 code for a protein of 351 amino acids.